Messenger RNA from Penicillium canariense, 3912 nucleotides. Its product is annotated as SKI complex RNA helicase subunit SKI2. The record is from RefSeq and is a predicted model, not a curated record. Lineage: Eukaryota; Fungi; Ascomycota; Eurotiomycetes; Eurotiales; Aspergillaceae. The transcript is spliced from 5 exons. Gene Ontology annotation, biological process: nuclear-transcribed mRNA catabolic process, 3'-5' exonucleolytic nonsense-mediated decay. Bases 1 to 3912 code for a protein of 1303 amino acids. Gene Ontology annotation, molecular function: RNA helicase activity; RNA binding; ATP binding. Gene Ontology annotation, cellular component: Ski complex.
AUGGCGGACUCCCUAGCCUUAGCCAUGGAGCAGCUGGCGCUCACAGUCAAGGAUGUGAAUUCAGACUUGAUCCAAUCGCGUCUUGAAACGCUGCUCACGGAGGAAGACAAAGAUACAACCGCCACCACCAGAACUCGCAAGCAGACAAGCAAGAGUGCGACGGAAUCGUUGGCAGAGCUUGAAGCCGAGUUCUUGACACCGUCUUCUAGGUUCAGCCCAAAUUGGUUGAACCAGCUACAGAAGCGAUGGGACGUACCAGCAGAUAUCACGGACCUCUUUGAGAUUGCCCCCACGCAAACACGAACCGUAACUCGAUUCACACGAGAAGGCCUGGAAGGACGAGUGACGGGCUAUCAUGAAGUGACAAUUCCAGCGACAAGCGAGACGGCCAAGAACUCAACCUCUCUACUGCGCCGUCCUGCUGGUCGUGCAGACUUUGUCCGAGGUGCCGCCGGAUUCUUUCCCUUCGCACCUGGUGGGUUGGAUGGAGUCGAGGCUCUGGCUGAAAUGGAGGCCGAUGCUCAGAUUACAGAGCAGUCGCGCAGUGGUGGAAAGAGAUCAGGCCUCGAUCGAAUUAUCAACUUUGGAUCCGAGGGUGGUCUCUUGACAACACCCCCUGGCUUUGACCGUGGUCUCACCUUCGCCGAGGCAAAGUCCAAAGAGGCUGCAGAGGGGGACGAGGAAGUGGAGCAUGCUCUCCAAGAGGAAAGCGGUCUCCAAACCGACAAGCCUGAUAUCACCCCCGAUGCUGAAGGACUUACCGAUGGCGGAGGUGAGGAGGAAGCCAGUGACGAGGAGGAAGAGGACAUCGAUGCUUUGUUACCAGUCGAAUUCCCUGCACUUGAACCGCGCAACCAGCUGCUCGCAGGCAUUCAGAAGCAGAAGGGUAGAGAGUGGGCUCACGUCGUCGAUGUAAACAAGGAGAUUACCAACUUCCAUGACUUGGUUCCAGAUAUGGCCAGAGAAUGGCCAUUCGAGCUGGACACUUUUCAAAAGGAAGCUGUGUACCACCUUGAGAAUGGCGACUCGGUGUUUGUUGCUGCACACACCUCCGCAGGCAAGACUGUCGUCGCUGAAUAUGCCAUCGCAUUGGCAUCUAAACACAUGACGAAGGCCAUCUACACAUCUCCCAUCAAAGCGCUGAGCAAUCAGAAAUAUCGGGAUUUCCGAACAAUAUUCGAUGACGUCGGAAUUCUCACGGGUGAUGUUCAAAUCAACCCCGAGGCCAGUUGUCUCAUCAUGACAACCGAAAUUCUUCGCAGUAUGCUUUACCGAGGCGCGGAUCUCAUUCGUGAUGUUGAAUUCGUCAUCUUUGACGAGGUACAUUAUGUCAAUGAUCUUGAGAGAGGAGUGGUCUGGGAAGAAGUCAUCAUCAUGCUUCCGGAGCACGUUACUCUCAUUCUCCUAUCUGCUACUGUUCCCAACACCUACGAAUUCGCGUCCUGGGUGGGCCGCACGAAAAAGAAGGAUAUUUAUGUGAUCUCGACGCCGAAGCGACCCGUCCCGUUGGAACACUAUCUUUGGGCUGGCAAGGACAAAUUUAAGAUAGUUGAUUCCAACAAGCGAUUUAUUGAGGGUGGCUGGAAAAAGGCGAACGAUAUCAUGUCCGGCAAAGAAGCCAAAGCCAAAAAAGAAGCCGAGGCUCAAGCCCAGGCCCAGGCCCAACGGGGCGGACCUCAAGGACGGGGACGGGGACAGCAAGGGGGCAGAGGGGCUCCUCGAGGAAAUGGUCCACGUGGAGGUGGAGGUGGAGGCAGAGGGCAGCCGAAUGGACGGGGGCAGCCUUCUCACCGGGGGACUGGUAACAUCGCUCGCACUGGCCGUGGCGGUGGUCGACAAUCUGCUGCCCAGGACAAAAACACCUGGGUUCAUCUCGUUUCACAUCUUCGCAAGGAGGACCUGCUCCCAGGCUGUGUAUUCGUCUUCUCCAAGAAGCGGUGCGAAGAAAAUGCGGACUCUCUUUCCAACCAAGACUUCUGCAACGCGUCAGAAAAGAGCUUGAUCCACAUGUUUAUUGAGAAGUCUCUCACCCGUCUCAAGCCAGAAGACCGAACUCUGCCUCAAGUCCUCCGUCUCCGUGAACUACUCAGCAGAGGUGUUGCCGUACAUCACGGCGGUCUUCUGCCAAUCAUGAAGGAGAUUGUCGAGAUUCUCUUCGCAAAGUCCCUAGUGAAAGUCCUCUUCGCCACGGAGACUUUCGCCAUGGGCCUUAACCUGCCAACCCGAACUGUGGUCUUCUCUGGAUUCCGCAAGCAUGAUGGUAAAGGCUUCCGAGAUCUCCUACCUGGAGAGUACACACAGAUGGCAGGACGUGCAGGGCGCAGAGGUCUCGAUACUGUGGGUUAUGUGCUCAUAACGAAUAGCGGAAGAGAGGAGGCACCGCCUGCUGGUGCUUUGAAGAAGAUGAUUCUUGGAGACCCAACCAAACUCAGAUCCCAAUUCCGACUCACAUAUAACAUGAUCCUCAAUCUCCUUCGUGUGGAGGCUCUCAAGAUCGAAGAGAUGAUCAAACGAAGUUUCAGCGAGAAUGCCACCCAGGCCUUGCUACCAGAACAUGAAAAACAAGUUCAGCUUUCUGAGGCUAGCUUGGAAAAAAUCAAACGGGAGCCUUGCGAAGUUUGUGACGUGGACCUCGCUGCCUGCCACGCUGCUGCGAUGGAGUAUGAGAGGCUCACGGCAGAGCUGCACUCCGGCCUGUUCGCAAGCCCUGCUGGUAAACGACUCUUUGAAGUUAAGAAGCUCGUCGUGUACCGGAAGGAUGGAAUGCGCACAGCUGGCGUCAUCACCAAAGAGGGUAUCACAACUGGCACCGUGCCGUGUAUAACGGUGCUUGAAAUUGGCACCAUUAACGCCAGCAGGCGUCAUCCCAGCGAUAUUCUCCCGUUCCUCCCCAAGUUCCGAGAGUACUUUCAACAGUUACCCUCAGAUGGGGCCUCUAUGCAUCUCAAGAUAUGCAAGAUCCCAGUGACGGAUGUCGAAUGUAUCACGAACACGCGGGUUAAAGCUGGCGGACCAAUUUGGUAUUUAAAUAUCAAGAAGGCAGAAGCUGUCAAGUUUGCGGAUAAGGAGCUGACCAAGUUUACUUCGUCCUGGCUUAGUGACAGUUGGGACGAGAUCGAUUGGGCCCGCAUCAAGGAGCUGCAAUCGCGAGACAUAAUCGAUCAGCGGAAGGCCCAGGCAGAGUUUAUCCAGUCAUGCCACUGCAUGCGGUGCCCCAACUUCUUGAACCACUUUGAAAUGCAACAUGACGAGUGGCAGGUCAAGGAGAAUAUCUCGCAGUUGAAGCAGCUGAUGUCAGAUCAAAACCUCCAAUUGCUUCCAGAUUAUGAACAGCGCAUCCAGGUCCUGAGGGAGCUUGGGUUUGUUGACGACCACUCUCGUGUGCAACUGAAGGGCAAGGUGGCCUGCGAGAUUCACUCCGCAGACGAGCUGGUUCUGACCGAGUUGGUCCUUGAGAAUGUUCUUGCCGAAUACGAGCCGGAAGAGAUUGUUGCCCUUCUGUCUGCUUUUGUCUUCCAGGAAAAGACCGACAGUACUCCAACCCUCACCCCUCGAUUGGAGAAGGGCCAGGAAGCCAUUAUCCGAAUUUCGGAGAAGGUCAACGAUUUCCAGGUCUUGCAUCAAGUCAUCCAGUCCAGUGAAGACUCGAAUGACUUUGCCAGCAAGCCCCGGUUUGGCCUUGCGGAGGUGGUCUACGAGUGGGCCAAGGGCAUGUCCUUCAACCGCAUUACCGACCUUACUGAUGUGAUGGAGGGUACUAUUGUCCGGACGAUUACCCGGCUUGAUGAGACCUGUCGCGAGGUGAAAAAUGCAGCCAAACUGGUUGGCGAUCCAUCGCUGUAUACAAAGAUGCAGCAGGCGCAGGAGCUGAUCAAGCGGGAUGUCAUUUUUGCCGCGUCCCUGUACAUGUAA